This is a messenger RNA of Laetiporus sulphureus 93-53, 584 nucleotides long. RefSeq lists its product as uncharacterized. The record is from RefSeq and is a predicted model, not a curated record. Lineage: Eukaryota; Fungi; Basidiomycota; Agaricomycetes; Polyporales; Laetiporaceae. Bases 46 to 399 code for a protein of 117 amino acids. The transcript has 4 exons.
CGGUAAAUGGUCCCAUGGAAGUCAUUCCGACCGGUGACAUCAACAAUGAUUCGCUCGCUGCCGCCAGCCUCGGAGCUCACGGAAUGGUAUGUAACGGUUACCAUGGCAUGCAAGACACUACAGAGCCCAGGAACGACAACGUCAUUCUCCUACCACCUUCAGUGCUCCGUUGUCGAUCGCGGGCCUCCCAUUCAUCAAUAUCUUGACCACAUGACAUUGUCCUCCUUUGGAGGAGAACAGAUCAUGGAUAUUCAGGUUACUAUCAGCGCUUUGCCCACGAUCGAUUGCAUUUACAAUAACGAGAUAAUGUCUGGGUCCAAACAAGUGCACGCAUGCACUGCGCACCACGACAGUGCCUCUUUGAACGUAGAGAGGACAAGGAACGUACGAGAUUUUUAGCAUAACUCCGCAUCGAUUGAUAUCUCUUCAGAGGACACGGCAAGACAAUGAAGCGACAACCAUCUUCAGCUUUGACACCAGCAAUAUCUUCUUCGCGCAUCCUAUCGCCCCCGUAAUCGCUGCUCACGAUUGCGACACAAUCAUCGCAGAAGUGGGUCCGCACCACAUCCCCGAAACCAUCAACU